Anolis carolinensis (green anole) is the source of this 2982-nucleotide messenger RNA. Its product is annotated as carboxylesterase 5A. The transcript has 13 exons. The coding region runs from base 154 to 1827 and encodes 557 amino acids. NCBI's taxonomy places the organism in Eukaryota, Metazoa, Chordata, Lepidosauria, Squamata, Anolidae. The record is from RefSeq and is a predicted model, not a curated record.
CCUUCCCGGGACCUUUGCCUUGCUUCCUUCCUUCCUUCUGCCCCAUUUUCCUGGCCUCUCCCUGGACUGAGUUAAUGAUUCCAGGGCCUCCUCCACCUGGGCCCAGCGCCCUAUAAUGCCAAGCACAGAGAGAGAGACGGAGAGCGAGAGAGCAUGGCUGCAAGGCUCUGGCUCUGGCUGGCUGCUCUCUGGGUCCUGAGUGGCUCCCGGGGGGCCCAGAGCGAAGGUGGUGCGGAGGGGGCCUUCCCGGAGGUGGCCACCCAGUUCGGCCGGCUGCGUGGGCGAGAGGCGCCUCGGGUGAGGGGCUCCGUGGGGAAGGUGCAUGCCUUCCUGGGGGUGCCCUUUGCCCGGCCCCCCACUGGCACCCUCCGCUUCGCCCCUCCGCAGCCCCCCUUGCCCUGGGAGGGCAUCCGUGACGCCACGGACUAUGCCGCAGUUUGCCCCCAGAAGCUGGAGACCCUCCGAGGAGUGGCCCAAAGGUGGAAGGAGAAGCACCCGCCCUUCCGGACCUCCGAGGAUUGUCUGUACAUGAACAUUUAUGUCCCGGCUCCCGUGGACAAGGCGGACAGGCUCCCGGUGAUGGUCUUCAUCCACGGGGGCAACUUUGUCUUCGGCACGUCUUCCCGGUAUGAUGGAUCGGCCCUGGCGGCUUACGGAGAGGUGGUGGUGGUCACCCUCCAGUACCGGCUGGGCAUCCUGGGCUUCUUCAGCACCGGGGACGCCAGUGCCCGAGGGAACUGGGCCCUGCUGGACCAGGUGGCCGCUCUCCGCUGGAUCCAGGAGAACAUCGGGGCCUUUGGGGGAGACCCGGGGCGCGUCACCAUCUUUGGCCUCUCCGGAGGUUCCUUCUGUGUCUCCAGCCACGUCCUGUCUCCGAUGUCAAAGGGCUUGUUCCAGGGCGCCAUCCUCCACAGCGGCAUUGCCCUCCUCCCUGGGGCCUACCGUGCCGACCCUCGGCCGAGCGCAGAGAGACUGGCCCGAAGCCUUGGCUGCACAACGUCUACUUCGGAAGCCAUGGUGGCCUGUCUCCGAGGGAAGAGCGCCGAGGAGCUGACGGCGGAGGAGGUCUUCUCUCUGCAAAUCGGGCCGGUUCUGGAUGGAGAGUUCAUGCCGAAGCAUCCAGAAGAGAUCUUGUCAGGAAAGGAAUUCAACGCCGUGCCCCUUAUGGCUGGGGUCACCAACAACGAAAUGGGCUGGAACGUGCGUGUGACAAUUCCCGAACUAAUGGACCUGGGAAGCCGGGAGAAGAUCCUCGCUGUUGCAAAAGCCUUCUUUCCUACAUGGAACAUCCCCCUCGGGGCGUUGCCGAUGCUCCUGGAGGCCUACCUUGGGGACACGGAUGACACGGAUGCACUUCGGGACGGGUUCCUGGACCUGCUGGGAGACGGGUUCCUAGUGAUCCCCACCAUCAGGACCAUCAACUAUCACAAAGAGUCCGGGGCCCCCGUCUACUUCUUUGAGUAUCAGCACCGGCCCAGUUUGUACCACGACACCAAGCCCCCCUUCGUGAAGGCGGACCACGGGGACGAUAUCAGCUUUGUCUUCGGGGGGCCCUUCCUCACGGGGGACAUCCGCCUGCGGGAUGAGGCCACCGAGGAGGAGGAGGAGCUCAGCCAGGCCCUGAUGCGCUCCUGGGCCAACUUUGCCCGUCGCGGGGACCCCAACGGGGGUGGUCUGCCAGAGUGGCCCCCCUACAAUGCAGCUGGCCAUUAUCUGGAGCUGAACCUGACGCAGAAGGUGUCCCGGGGCCUGAAGGAGCAGCGAGUGGGGCUCUGGGCAGAGGCUCUCAACGGGAAGGGGCCUCCAGGGAGCCACACAGAACUGUGAGGAGGGGCCCCUUUCUGAAGAAGGACCGGCGGAGGCCGGCAAAAUCCCACAAAGGACUGCAAAACUCAUCUGGAUCUCGUGAGGAAUCAAUGCUGCAGUUGAGAUCUCAGUGUUUCCGUCCUUUCUUCUAUUUCCGAGACCCAAAAUAAAUCCUUCUGUACCUUCCUCAUGAUCACGACCCAGAAUGACCCCCAUGGUCACAACCCAACCUUUCCAUUCCAGCCAGACUGGGUCUGGGACCCAUUCCUCAGCCUCCCAGAGGGGCCCCUUGACCCCCUGAUCCCGGACCACAGGCUCCCUUCUAUUGCACUUCCCAGAGGCUCUGUGGCUGUCCCCAAGAAAACAAAAUCAAUAAACAAGCAAAAUAUUUAGGAAUAAACAUAACAACGAAUAACAAAGAUCUGUAUAAAAAUAACUGAAAAAACCUGGAAUAAAAUAAAAAAUGAUCUGAAAAAAUGGAUGAAUCUGGAUAUCUCUCUUCUAGGAUGGAUAGCUACAAUAAAAAUGAAUAUCUUACCUAGACUAUGGCGACCACGAAGGGACACUCCGCUUGGGGAGGUCCAAAAGAAAUUUUAGAAGAAUGAGGUCAAAUUAUUGAGUGGAGGGCUCGAUAACAACUAUGCUUCUUGUUCCAGAACAUUCCAAUUGACAUCACGGAAAAAGAAUUUACUAAUUGGAAUGUUGAACUUACGAAAUUUAUUUGGAGAGGGAAGAAACCGAGAAUAAAGAUGAAAAAUUUACAAGAUACUAAACAAAGAGGAGGACUGGUUCUCCCAAACCUAAAAUUAUACAGGGAAGCAGCUAUAUUGAUUUGGUUAAGAGAAUGGAUCCAUCUUGACAAUCAAAGUCUCAUAACUCUGGAAGGAGGUAGUUUAAAAUUUGGCUUACAUGCAUAUUUAAUUUAUGGGAAAGUGGCAGAAGACUCAAACUUUAAUAAACACCCAAUUAGGAAAACCCUGAUGAAUACUUUGAAGAAAUAUUUUAAAAAAUUACACAAAUUUACCACACAAUAAACAUUGAAAGAAAGUAAAGAAUAAGGAAUGAAAAAACUGGGAUCAAAAUAAGGGAACUAAAAAUUGCAAUGGAAGAAGGGGGCUGCGAUCGCACAACUUUGAAUCCGUCGAAAAUGUUUAAGAAAUAAAGGAAAAAAUCAUA